UUUCGGAGACGCGUUCAAGAGGCAGCAGAAGAGUUCGUUCCUCUCGUUUCGCGCCGUCAUCGAGUGAGAUCUGUGCGUAUUUGCACGUGCACGCGGGACCCUACACUUGCUAAUUUAAUUAGUAAGCGAAUGCUUGCUGCAAUCUUACACAGCGGACAAAAGUACGAACCUUGCUUUGUGUAGUUGUUUAAUAGAUUGCUAUGGCUAUUGAGCCUUCGCCUUUCGGGCGAAACUGCGACAUCCUUGUUUCUUAUGUUUCUAAGGGGGCUUAUAACAGAGUUGCGUACGAUAAUGUUUCUUUCUCGUUGCGGACCGCAUACCGCAGUAGCCCAGUGCUAUCGCGUUGCGCGGCUUAGCACGAGGUCACGGGUCCAAUCACCACCGCAGCGCUGCCUCAUUCCAGUGGGUGUGGUAUGCUAAAAACGCUCGUGCCCCAUGAAUUCGGUGCACGGUGAAGAGCCCGAGGCUGCUGAGAAUUAACCCGCAGUUUCCCAUUGCGGUGUGCCUCGUAACGAGGUCUUUCUUUAUUAUUUUUUUUUUUUUGGCGCGUAAACCCCCGGAAUUUCAUUUUACGUCGCGCAACUACAUUUACAACCGGCAGUUCUGCGUGCGUCUAUUGAACUUAGUUUGGUAUCUCGUUGCUGUUGUCUGUUUAGCAGCCAAUCAUUAUUCUUUUUUUAGAUUUUUAAGAUCCCGUGGACGUAGGAGUUAGUCUGUGGCCUUCUGAGUGUUACUGCAUGCCUCCGCCCUGGAGGAAAAAGCAAAAUAUUAAAUAUCUGGUGCUCUUUCACACCCAGGGCGGGCACUGCGUUUACUCGGAAUAAAAGUUUAUUAUCUCUGUCUUUUACAAGUUGCUAGCCACGUACCGCGUUUUUCAGGCGGGGGAAGACAAGGAAGAAGAGCGACUAAGCAUCGGCGUAGCGCGUGCCUCGUUCUCCGCGCGCGUUCAGGCAUCACCAGAAGAAGAACAGGCUUUCGCAGGAACGGCUGCAGUUCAUCGGUGCGAUAAACUCGUAUAGUCGUCGGAGCAUGGAUCAAACGCAACCGCCACCGGGCCUUCCACAGUCCAUGUCACCGCCGCAACUGGAUGAAAAUCAGCCACAGCUAGAUGGUCAACAGCCGCAACCAGGUGAAGAGGUCCAGGUGCAGCCGGGUGAACAGGCGCCACCGCCGCCGGGUGAACAGCCGCAGCAGCCGAGAGAAGAGCUCGUGCCGGACGGCCGCCACAGCUGGCAGGUGGCGGUCGCAGCGGCGUGGAACGUCUUCUGCUGCUCCCUGCUGCGUCGCGCCAUGCCGGUGAUGUUCCUCGCGGUGGGAGACGCGUUCGCCACCACCUCCAAAGGCGCGGUCGCCUGGAUGAACGCCUUCAUCUACAGCCUGGCAUACACGCUGUCGCCCGUUGUGACCGUUCAGUGCCGGACCAUGCCGCUGAAGGUUCUGUCCAUCGGAGGCGCCCUGUUGGUCGGCGUGGGCCAAAUAGUGUGCUUCGCCCUCGGCAGCCUUGCCCUUCUGGUGCCAGUGAUAGGACUCUGCUGCGGCCUUGGCGCCGCCGUGUCGAUGGUCGUCAACGAGACGGUGGUGCACCUCCACUUCGAGGCGGAGCGUCGCAAGGCCCUGUCCAUCUACCGGGCGGCCUUCUCGCUGUCGGCCAUCGCGUACCCCUUGGUGCUCGGGCUGCUCGUGAGCGAGUACGGACUGGACGGCGCGUUGCUCGUGACAGGCGCCAUAUCGCUCAACGCCCUGGCCGGCUCCCUCCUCAUGGCCAGGCCUCCGUGGAUGUCUCCGAGCGACCCCGUGCCAUCGAUACACCGGCCAGAGAACGCGGAUGCCCAGCCUGCGGCCGAAUUGGAGCAGGGCACCAAGGCAGACGCCUCCGAGAAGCAGGAUGCAUCCAAGGUGCUUUGCAUUGCACUCGAGGCGCGCUCGGCCCGUCUCAAUGCUGACCCCGGGUGUGACAGCUCUUGCAUGUUGGUGGCGGCCGAAGAGCUGUCGAACGCGAUGAAUCCCGGACUGGUUUCGGGCGGCGUCUCGGGAGCAACGUCGGUCGAUCCCGGCACGAUGGGUACAACCGGAGGUGACGGCACGGCGGCCACCUCGGCAGCCCAGGCCGAUGGAGAGCAGGCCGCCGCGGUGCUCGAAGGCCAAGCCAACGCCGAUCAGCAGCCCGAGGGGGCCGCAGCGGAGCCGCCUAAGCUGGCGUCGCAUACCGGAGUCGGGGGGACCACUCUGGACAGUGCGGUGGCCAAAACACUGGCUGCACACGGCGCCCUCACGUCGCUGUCGGUCACGGCCGGCGCGCUCAUCUACGACUACGCCAUGGACGGGGACCCGGCGCGCUCUCGUUCGGCCACCCUCGCUUUGCUCUCGUACGGCGCUGGCGACCUGGUCGGACGCUUGUGUUACGAGGCCCUUCUUGGCGACGGCGAGCACCGCAAGGUAUUUGCGCUUCAGGCAAUGUGA
Molecule: messenger RNA, 2460 nt
Organism: Dermacentor andersoni
Lineage: Eukaryota; Metazoa; Arthropoda; Arachnida; Ixodida; Ixodidae
Source: RefSeq, a predicted model, not a curated record